Molecule: messenger RNA, 711 nt
Organism: Nicotiana attenuata
Lineage: Eukaryota; Viridiplantae; Streptophyta; Magnoliopsida; Solanales; Solanaceae
Exons: 2
Coding region: 1-711 (236 amino acids)
Source: RefSeq, a predicted model, not a curated record
AUGGAAGAGAGUACAAAUGAUUUGCUAAAGAAGUUGUUGCUUGACAAGCAACAACUUAGGACCGAUUUCAAAAAUCUUGAGAGGCAAAUGGGGCAGUUAGCAACAAAUCAAAAUACUAGACCUGCAGGCGCUCUCCCCAGUGAUACAGAGAAGAACCCUCAAGUGAAAGCAGUUACACUCAGAAACGGGAGGGAACUAGAGGAAGUGCCAAAGAAAAGAAAAGACAAGCCCAUACCUGAGGGAGAGUUGAUUCCUAAAGCGACACACGAAUCAAAGAAUAAGGAUGCAAUUCCAGAGCCAGUAGAGGCUGCAAGGCCACCACCACCUUUCCCCCAGAGAUUCACUUCAAGGGUCCAAAACAAGCUCCCUCAAAAGGUUAAGGAUCCUGGCAGCUUCACCAUCCCGGUGCGAAUUGGUAAUAUUGAUGUGGGUCGUGCUCUUUGCGAUUUAGGGGCGAGCAUAAAUCUGAUGCCCUUAUCCUUGUUCAAGCAAUUGGGUCUGGGAGCUCCAAGACCAACUACUGUGAUGCUGCAGCUGGCUGAUAGGUCGAUAGCACACCCCGAGGGAGUGAUUAAAGAUGUGUUGCUGCAAAUUGGAAAAUUUAUCUUCCCUGCGGACUUUAUUAUCCUAGAUUAUGAGGCUGAUGAACUGGUUCCAAUCAUAUUAGGGCGACCUCUCUUGGCUACUGCUGAUGCAAUUAUUAAAGUAUGA